AUGGAGUGCCUACAUGACUUGUAUGCUGGAGUCAUCUGUCAGCCCAGAACCAGGCUGGUGGGUGGCAUCAACUCUUGUUCUGGACGGGUGGAGGUUCUUUACAAUGGAACAUGGGGAACCGUGUGUGAUGAUGACUGGGAUCUGUCUCAAGCUGCAGUGGUGUGUAGAGAGGUGGGCUGUGGGGGUGUUAUUGAGGCAAAGAGUUUUUCUUAUUUUGGACAAGUUUCAGGACAAAUAUGGAUGGAUGGUGUAUACUGUUUUGGAAAUGAGUAUGCAUUGAGCAAAUGUGAACACUAUGAAUGGGGAGUAAAUGACUGCGAUCAUUCAGAGGAUGUUGGAGUCGUCUGUCAGCCUGUUUUAAGGCUGGCAGAAGGCAUUGAUGCUUGUUCUGGAAGAGUGGAGGUUUUCCACAAUGGACAAUGGGGAACCGUGUGUGAUGAUGACUGGGGUGUAUCAGAUGGAGCAGUGGUAUGUAAAGAGAUGGGCUGUGGGAACAUUAAAGUAAUAACAUUUGGUGCUUAUUUUGGAGCUACAUCAGGACAAGUAUGGAUGAACAAUGUGAACUGCACUGGAGAAGAGGCAGCUUUGAGCACCUGUGCGUUUCAGGGAUGGAGAACUCAAUGUUCUUUUGCCAGUCAUGCCGGAGUCAUGUGUGGCCUCCCUGUCAGGCUGGUUCAUGGUAAUAGUCUUUGUUCUGGACGAGUGGAGGUUCUUCAUGACGGUCAGUGGGGAACCGUGUCAGAUGAUGGCUGGAAUCUAACAGACGCUGCAGUGGUUUGCAGAGAACUGGGCUGUGGAGAUGUUAUAGAGGUGAAAGGUGGUGCUUAUUUUGGACAGGGAUCUGGUCCAGUAUGGAUGGAUUCUGUUGAUUGUUCUGGAAAUGAGUCUUCACUAAUAGAGUGUAACAUAGAUCACUGGCAGCACUACAGCCUUGAUCACCUGCAUGAUGCUGGAGUCAUUUGUAGUGAGUCCUUUUCCACAUCUGGAGAGCCUGUCCAGCGCUCAGAUACAAGAGUUAGGGUCCUGUUGAGGAUUGAGGUGCAGACCGACCCCAUGUUUGACCCAAAUGAUCCCAGGACCAUGAGUAAACUCUCAGAGGAGAUUGAGAAGAAGCUGUACAUUAGCAGACCGUUCUCUCUGACUUGGAAAACUCAAAAAGAUGGAGAAGUCUUCCAGGAAGUUUCCCAGAAAAAAAAGCCAGCAAGAAAAUGUAACUGACAUACUGAAUAAUUUAUUUUUGUUUUAAUGAAAUUGUAAUUUUAAUGAGAUUAAAACUGUUAAACAUGUAAAUGAAUUCCCUAUUAAAUAAAUAAAAUGUAAUACCAUAAUAUUUUAAUAUAUAAUGCAUACACUUAAUUAUUUUUAGCACAAAUUUCUUACAGUGUAGUUGAAUGUGUCCUAUUCACUCAAGCUAUGUAAUUAGCAAUAUUAAACAAGCAAUGAAGUCAUUAAAAUAUCAAAGGAUGUCAGUGUUAUGCUCUGUAUAUUUUUUUAUAAUCAUGUUGUGUUGUUUUGAGAUGAAUUAGUUGUCAUUUGUUUGUAACCAAAAGCCAUCUUUUAGGCAAAUUGCAAAAGGGAAAAUUUACAUUUGGUACAUUAUCUUGUCCACAUAACCAGUGCUUGGUAAUGCUCUUCGCACACUUUCUUACGACCAACAUAUAAAAUAUAAUUACCAUUUUUACCAUAUUUAUACCAAUUACCAUAUUUUAGAUUGUUCUAAAGUUUUGUCCUUUUCUAGAGGGACACAGUUUUGAACCAAAAAUAAAUUAAAUGCUUUAUUUUGGCUUGGGCAGAUAAAAAUGUGUAAUAAAAAUAAGUGUGUUAAUGUAAUACUGAUGUAUUGCUGUAUAAUGUAUUGUGAUUUUUUUACUCAGCUUAGUGAUCUAAGAUAUUAUUUCUGCUAAAAUGCGAAAUUUUUAUAUUGUCACAGUAACUUUUUUUUCGUCGCUAAAAAUGAUUUUCCUUUUAAUGCGCAUCACUUCCUCUCCGCUCCACAAGGCGGCGCACCCGGGCUUUCAUUCAGCUUGACUUCCUCGGCUGCUUGAUGACGGGCACAGCAGCGACAACACGAGCUGCUCCUGCAGAUUAUUUUGGUGUUAAAAUGUCUUUUUAACAGCACAUAUUUCAGCUCAAUUGCAUACAAAACUGAAACGAAGUCACCUAACAAGCGCUGAUCUGAAGAUUGUAAAGCUGUGCUGGUGGACAGACCGUCCAAACACAUAACCGCUGCUGGCCGUGACUCCGGAAGCUCCAGGGGGAGACUGUAACUGUCUCCCCCUUCUUCAGGCGCUGCUUCACACACUGUCCCUCCUCACACACACACACACACUCCAGCAUUCACCCGUAACGCAGAGACCUGGCCGGGAUUGAACCAGCAACCUCUGAACCGUGAGGCGGUGCUCUUACCAGUGAGCCACAGGUCUCUUGUUGAAGAACGUGAAGGAACUUAUAUUUGACUGUUGAUUCAAUACUGAGUUCUCAAUAAAGAUAUUUGAGUGACUUUAA
Puntigrus tetrazona (Sumatra barb) is the source of this 2505-nucleotide messenger RNA. Its product is annotated as scavenger receptor cysteine-rich domain-containing group B protein-like. The coding region runs from base 1 to 1218 and encodes 405 amino acids. The record is from RefSeq and is a predicted model, not a curated record. The transcript has 8 exons. Lineage: Eukaryota; Metazoa; Chordata; Actinopteri; Cypriniformes; Cyprinidae. Gene Ontology annotation, cellular component: membrane.